AAGUCGAGCAGAUGCCUCGGAGAGCUUGUUCAGGAGCGGUCGUUGUCGCUACUCAGCUGCUUCAUCGACAGGCUAACAAUUUGUCUUUUUUCCUGGGGUUUGCACUCAGGUGUGCCUCCUCAGUCUCAGGUGUGCUAUUGACUGUAUGAACAAUGAGCCGCCGCGCCUUGUCCAUGCUGCGUCUUAUGACAUGGGAAGACAACCGGCCUUGUUUGAUCUGACGACGUUGGCAGAAUCGAAGCUUUGCGACUCUUGGCUUUGUUGACCUAAUCAUAUUUGCCGCGUGCCAGUAGAGGCUCAAUUUCCGAGGGGAAAAAUCUUCAAGGCACAGACUUGAAAACACAGAGGAAGGCUGCAUGGCACCAGUGGGAAGGUGGUGUGAGGAAAAGGAGGGGGGAAAAUCAAGGGAAGUAAGGCAAGCAACAGGGCAACAGGCUUAUCGCUCUUUUGUUUGGGAACAUGGCGUCCGACAUCGGAGAUGGGGAUCACUUAAUGCAAACAUCGUAUGUUUUUGUUCGCGUCCUGGGCAAAGGGGCGUUUGGUGAGGCCAUUUUAUACAGAAAAACGGAUGACAACAGUCUUGUGGUCUGGAAAGAGGUUAACCUGGCACGCUUGACAGAUAAAGCACGGCGGGAUGCUCAGACUGAAAUAGAAAUUCUUCCACUGCUCAAUCAUGCCAACAUCGUAUCUUACUACAAUCACUUUGUUGAUGAGGAUACACUGUUCAUUGAGAUGGAAUAUGCAAAUGGGGGAACCCUCCAUGAUAAAAUUUCUCAAUCCAUGGAAUUAUUUCCAGAAACGGAAGCUGUGUGGUACCUUUUCCAGGUAACCUCUGCUGUGUCUUAUGUUCAUCACUUUGGUAUUAUACAUAGAGAUAUCAAAACACUCAACAUCUUCAUGACAAAAGUGGGUCUUCUGAAGUUGGGAGACUUUGGAAUUUCCAAAAUUUUGGAAUCCAAGGGGCAAAUGGCAGAAUCAGUGGUAGGAACGCCUUACUACAUGUCUCCAGAAAUUGUAAAAGGAGAGAGAUACAACUUUAAAAGUGACAUCUGGGCCCUUGGCUGUGUGCUGUAUGAAAUCUUGACUCUGACACGGACAUUUGAUGCAUCGAAUCCGCUCAAGUUAGCAUGUGAUAUAGUGCAGAGUGAGCAUCAGAGUAUUGAUCCGCAGUAUAGCCCAGAUAUGCAAGCCCUUGUAGACAUUAUGUUGUCAAAGGACCCUGAUGAGAGACCUACAGCUGAAGACAUCCUGAAAUCUUCUCUUCUUAGUGAUGCAAGGGAAAUGGAGAGGAAGGUCUGGGAGUUGAAUUCUUCAUCCCGUAAACUUCGUUUGUCGACAACAACAUCCUCUGUGUCCCAGCCAGUUGUGACUUCAAAGAUGUGCGAGGUAUACCAGUGGGGAGGUGGAAAGAUCACACCACAGAAGUUGGAGCUUUUCACCCAAGAAAAAAGUGCUAUUCAAGUGGCUACAGGCCGUUUCCAUUUUGCUGUCAUUACAUUUGAGAAGGAACUAUACACUUGGGCGAAUCCUCAGGGCUCAGACACAAUUACUGGACAGCUAGGGCAUGGUGACACAGCAUCAUACAAAGCACCAAAAUGUGUUGAUAGUCUGCUGGGCACUCCUUUACAGCAAGUUGCCUGUGGAGAGGACUUUACAUUAUGUGUUUCAGAUGAAGGCAUUCUCUAUGGCUUUGGCUCUAAUUACUUUGGCUGUGUUGGUGUUCCUGGUGAGGAUGAAGUCUUGUCACCGCAGACUGUGGACUUCUUUGUGGACCAUCCUGUGGACCAAGUGUCAUGUGGAGAUUCACACGUUGUAGUCUUGACACGUUAUGGUGAUGUCUACACUUGGGGAAAUGGAGAACUUGGAAAACUUGGCCUGGGGUCAGAGGAUGACUUUAGCUUACCACAGAAGGUGGAGUUGCCAGGAAAACAUCUGGUCAGAGAAGUUGUAGCAGGGCCAGAAGGAACUUUUCUCAUUUGUGCCAGUGGCCGGCUUCUAGCCUGUGGUAGCAAUGAAUUUAACAAACUGGGUUUCAACACAGAAACAUCAGGUCUUCGAAAAAGGAAGAACAAGACUUAUGACAUUCCAUGUAAGAAUACAUUUACCACAGUCAAGCCACUGAGUCGACAUUGCAUAACAUCCAUUUCACCUGGCAAAACACAUUCAGCUGCCAUUGACCACUUUGGACACCUGUUCACUUUUGGGUCCAACCGAUAUGGUCAGCUGGGUCUGGGGGAUUUCAGGAGCCACACCAGUGCUCGUCGAGUCUGUGGUGUGCUAGUAGGACAACGAGUGAUGAAGGUUGCUUGUGGAGACUAUUUCACGGUAGUUACCACCACAGAUAAUUUAGUUUAUGCAUGGGGUCUGGGGGAGAGUGGACGUCUGGGAGCUCAGUUCACUGAUCAGGGGCGGGGCCCGGGAGGACAGUGCAUUGCUCUGCCCCGCCCAAUAUUUGGAUCCAUGCACAUCGUCCCUUUCUUGUCAUGCCAUCACUGGAACACUCUCAUCAUAGCUGAAAAAGUACUCAACUCGAAAACUCUCAAAACACAGGAUUCCAGAGUGUCAAUAUCAUCACCGAAAGGUAGUGUUUUUGAAUUGCAAAGUGAUGAGGGUACAGACUGGUGUUCAGAACUAAGCACAAGUAACCAGAAUUUCUCUGAUUGUGUUUCUGGAGAGGAGGAACAGACCAGAGACAUGUUCUCUCUAAAGGGAUUUGAGAUGGCAAGUUGUGACAGCACAGGCAGCAGCAUACCCCCUUGGCUUCAGCAGGAAUUACAGGAAGCAGAGAUUAUCCCACUUCCAUGUAUUGACAGCCCAGAUUAUAGCCAAGCCUCAGUCCCUGUUGCUCAGUCACAACCUAGAAUGUGUAACUCAUUUUUGGAUAUGCUUGUGAAAAAAGAACCUCACUCAUCCAGUUCACUUGUCAUGGAAGAGGAAAAAGUUUCUGUGUGCUGCACAAAAAUGAGGCAAGGGACUAGAUCAGGUGCAGAGGAUGAGACCUGUGAGGAUGACAUGCAGCUGUGUGAUCUGGAUGUUGAACUAUUGAGUGCUACAGAUUUUGUUUCGUGUACCCGCGAUGAUUUGAUACACAUCAUACACAAACAGAAUGCUCAGAUUAAGAGUCUAAAGAAGCUGUUAUCAGAAAUGAACAGAGAAAAAUGAACAGGUUUAUGACCUUAAGGGGAGACUAACAGCUGAGAGUAUCGUGCUGCUCUUGAAUCUGCAAAGGUCACAUUGUGAGCUGUCAGAUAGAGGAUAAGAUGAUAUAAGUGACUUGCCUAGGGGCUGUUACACAAGUCACACGCCGUCCCCAAAAACAGACACGUGUGGAACAUUCCUUUUGAUUAAUACCUAAAGCCUGAAAGUGUCAUACAAGUGGGCAUACGUCUGGUGAACUUUCUAGGCCACAUAAACAUCAUAUGUUAAGCAGCAUAGGAGUGCGAAGAUGUUUUCCACCAUAUUGCAAGCAGCUGAAGUGCCAAUGCACAUUUUCCAAGCAAAAGAUUGUAUUAAGUUUGAAACUAAGAAGAAUUUAAUACUCCUUCACAAGUGUGAUGCUUAAUUUAGAGACCUGUUUAUUGGAGUAAUAAAUUUUAGAUUUGUCUUUUUUAGAUGUUCAAUUCUAACCUGCAUGGUGGGAUUCUGCACUACAGUUUGAAAGAUGAAUGUGAAUGAAAUGAAAGAGCUUGAUGAUGUGAGAAGUAAGGCACCAACAUUAGCCUAUAGCCCUAUAGCUUCCAACCAUGCAAAGACGUGUUAAAGUCGUAUGUACAUCCAAAAUGUAAUUUCUGCGGGAAAUAAACUAUUGUUAACUUUGCUUGUCUGAGAUUGUUGGGCAAGAAACUGUUUGAAUCUCACUCUGUGACUCUCAUCCUUUUCAACAAAGAAUGGCUGGGUCUUGUAUUUGUCAAGUUAAAUUAGCUGAAAACUGUACAAUAAAUUUCAUCAUAUUACAUUGAAAAUGGACUGGUCCUAUCCCUUAAGGUAUUGUUUUGGUGAUUAUUUCUUUGUUGCUUCCAGUUGUUUGCAGAAGAGCAUCAAUGUCAUAAAAAUGAAAUGGUCCAAGUAAAUGUUGGCAUCACAUAAUGAAGUACAUGCUUGUUUGUAUUGUUAAUCAUGCAUGUGAGCAUGAUAGAAUGCAUGCAAACAUUUAUGUGUGCACAUGUGCACACACACAUGAAACCUCAAGUAUAUAAAGCCAAUUUUGAGACCGUUGACUGAAGAAAUUAAUCUUUGUCCAGUAUUUGUUCCAAAAGUUAAUGAAAACAGCGUAUUUAGAAAAGAAAUUUCUUAAUGUAUUACACAGAUUAUAUGUUUCCCAAAACUGUGAUAACUUCAUUAUUUAUAUACUGUACAUUCCAAUCAUUUUGUUUUUCCAUGUUAUUAUUUCUUUCAAAGGACAUCAGGCCAUGUGAGUAGUUUUCAAGCAGCUGACAAACCAAGGGCAACAUGCCAUGCUAUGACCUUGUGGUCUGACUGGCAGAGAAUGUUUGCCUUAGCCCUGUCUCCUUGUCAUUUCAUAUUAAAGUGUCAUGCAUGUACAGCCCUCUACUUUUUCUUAGUGACAGCUUUUGGUGCACAAAGGGUUAUGGAAUUAACCUUAGUGUGAGACACACAAUGUUAGCCUGCUUUUACAAACAGCCAUCAUUUCUACACUUGCAUUUUGCUGUGUCUGUUUCAUUUGAGGUCUGUUUUAAAAGGGGAGAUAAAUUUCUUGCUUUGUCACUGUGUUG
Pomacea canaliculata is the source of this 4733-nucleotide messenger RNA. RefSeq names its product serine/threonine-protein kinase Nek9-like. The record is from RefSeq and is a predicted model, not a curated record. The transcript has 24 exons. NCBI's taxonomy places the organism in Eukaryota, Metazoa, Mollusca, Gastropoda, Architaenioglossa, Ampullariidae. Gene Ontology annotation, biological process: protein phosphorylation. Gene Ontology annotation, molecular function: protein kinase activity; ATP binding. Bases 460 to 3162 code for a protein of 900 amino acids.